AUGGAGGGUCUUUUUCCAUCUGAAUGGAAGAGUGCUGAUGUCUGCCCAGCCCCCAAGAAAACCAAAGUUGUUGAUAUAGAGAAUGAUUUAAGACCCAUAUCACUUACCUCACCAGUAGCGAAAGUCUACGAGAGUCAUCUUAACUCACUACUACUUGAUCAUGUUGGCCCCAAAUUGGAUGAUCGCCAUUUCGGAUCUGUUAAAGGUUCGUCCACAACCUGUGCAUUGGUGGAUCUCAUGAACUUUCUAUAUUCCAAUACCGACAACCCAAACGAUGCAAUUAGACGUCUGUUUUUAUGACUUGAGUAAAGGCUUUGAUAGAGUGGAUCAUAACAUCUUAUUGGAUAUCCUGAGAGAACUGGAUGUCCAUCCUGUUCUAAUUCAGAGUAUUCGUAGUUUCUUGACAGGAAGGCACCAAAGAGUGUGUGUCAACGGUUUUUCAUCUGAAUGGAAACCGGUACCAGCUGGAAUUCCGCAGGGUAGUGUUUUAGGACCUACUCUUUUUCUAUUAAUGGUAAACGCUCUGGCUUACAGAGAAUCGUGGAGAUGGAAGUAUAUGGACGACCUGACUAUUAGUGAGACCCUUCAUAUUGUGAAUAAUUUGUGCUCUAGUAAUCUCCAACAAAGCUCGAGUGAUAUUUGUGAAUUUGUACACGAAAAGAAAAUGAUGCUUAACCCAGUAAAAUGCAAAGAAAUGUUCGUCUGUUUCAAAAGAGUACCUCCAGUGAUUGAUAAUAUUACUAUCAACGUCCCAAUUGAAAGGGUAUCUACCUAUAAAUUACUUGGGGUUAAUCUGUCAUCAAAUCUUAAGUGGAAUGAGCAUGUCAAUAUGAUAACAAAGAAAGCUGCGAAGCGUAUUUACUCUGUGAGACUUCUGAAAAGGGCCGGGCGUUGCAGAUACGGACUUGGUCAUUUUCUACUCAACGUGCGUAAGAACAGUAUUGGAGUAUGCUUGCCCUGCAUGGUUUUACAGUACUACUGA
Paramuricea clavata is the source of this 982-nucleotide messenger RNA. The record is from the annotation of a GenBank genome assembly. Lineage: Eukaryota; Metazoa; Cnidaria; Anthozoa; Malacalcyonacea; Plexauridae.